AAUUCAUUCUUGCCAGCGAUAAUCUUGUCUCCAAAUGCCCUACCUGGUAUUGGGAAUCUGGGGAGCCGAGCAAACGCAAGUCCUACUUACCCCCUGAUAAGUAGUAUUUAAUCACUAGAAAUGUGCCUUGUUUACAAAGUGCAGCAUCUGUGGAAGAAGAAUAUGAAGCUGCAGGAGGGGAAGUUCUUCUUGAUAAUGAAGAUAAUGAUGGUUGACUAGCAACUCAUGGGAAACCAAAGGAAACCAAGUGUGAUGAGGAGGAAAAUUUACCUUCCAUGGAGACCUUAGAGAUCAGCAAGAACAAAACUAUUCACUCAAUCCCCUCAUAUUUUGGUGGUAAAGAGGAAGAAGAUAUUCCAGAUAUGGAAGAGUAUGAAGAUCCUGAUAACCUUAUUGAGACAGAUGCUGCAACACUUCAAUCUACAUAUCUUGUGGCUCAUGAACCUGAUGAUGACAAUAUUCUCCAGACUCGAACAUAUAAUGUUAGCGUCACAUAUGGUAAGUAUUAUCAAACUCCACGUGUUUGGCUUACUGGAUAUGAUGAGUCAAGGAUUCUCUUAGAACCAGAGCUUGUACUUAAAGAUGUUAGUCAAGACCAAGCCCACAAAACAGUGACCGUUGAGGACCAUCCUCAUUUUCCAGGGAAGCAUGCAUCUGUACAUCCAUGUAGGCAUGGUGCUGUGAUGAAAAAGAUCAUUGAUGUUCUAAUGUCACGAGGAGAUGAACCAUAAGUUGACAAGUACUUGUUCUUGUUCUUGAAAUUUGUAGCCUCUGUAAUUCCUACUAUUGAACAUGAUUAUACAAUGGACUUUGACAUGGGUAGCUCCAGCAAUUGAUUUGAGAUGGAAGAUUUGAUGGUAGAGCUGUAGAGGAAGUGCUUAUGCAGCUGCAUCUUGUGUGAC
Molecule: messenger RNA, 902 nt
Organism: Nelumbo nucifera (sacred lotus)
Lineage: Eukaryota; Viridiplantae; Streptophyta; Magnoliopsida; Proteales; Nelumbonaceae
Source: RefSeq, a predicted model, not a curated record